Molecule: messenger RNA, 4375 nt
Organism: Conger conger (European conger)
Lineage: Eukaryota; Metazoa; Chordata; Actinopteri; Anguilliformes; Congridae
Exons: 9
Coding region: 106-3129 (1007 amino acids)
Molecular function (GO): protein binding
Source: RefSeq, a predicted model, not a curated record
UUUAUUCGACACCAUGUACUCACACACCACACACAGACAUAGCACCAUAAUGGUAUACUGUUAUUCAUAUUCAUUAUUAUUGUUUAUCUGGUUCGUUUGUCAUUGAUGUCCUUUCUUUUUUGCUACUUUUGGAUCUCGGUUCGCCCUUGCUCUGGGGGAAUGGUAGCAACUAGAAUAACCUCUGUGAGAGCUAGUCGAGUGAGCGGAGUGCGACAGUGCACGGUGGAGGCAACGAUUGCUACCCGAAACAUGGCGGAGACCGUGCGCUCGCUGUUUGACUAUCGGGAGCCUCCGACACUGGACAGCGACGGAGAAGGAAGCAAACCGCCACCACCGCGGGGACGAGGCUGCGGCCGUAAAAGGAAGGGGACGCCCGUGAAGGUGUGUGACCGAGUCUUCGUCACUGAGGAUGAGGAAGAGAGCCUGUCUGAACACAGUUACUGUCCUGGUGAUGGUCAGUACCAGGAAGGAGAGGAGGACAGACUUCCCCCGCCCGAUGGCCCCUACUAUCUGGCGGACCCUGCCCAGCUGUGCGUCUCCGAGCUCGGAGAGGAAGGGGGCAGUGGGGCCCGGGCUGCCGUGCUCUACUCCCCGCCGCCAAACUGCCGCAUCAGAGAGGUGCAUUGUGGGAGCCAGGUGCGGCUUGUGGUAAUUGCGAUCAGAGACAUCGCCAAGGGAGAGGAGAUAACAGUGGACUACAGUCUGACCGAAUGGGGGGAGAAUGCCAUGGGUUUCCACAGCUCUGUGUCUCCAGGAGGUUUUGAGUGCAGCUCUGAUGCUGAGAAUAACGUAAAGAAGGAAGAAGAGUCUGGCCCGGUCUCCCUCUCUCUCUCAGUCUCAGAUUACCUCACGCCCUCCUGGUCCCUCUCUCCUUCAUCCUCUCCACUCUCUCACUCUGAGCCCAGCGACUCAGACCACGAGGAAGAGGACGAGGAGGCUCAGGAGCACAGGGGCCGCGUGCUCCGGAGGCGCAAGAAACGGAAGAGCGCGUCCGGAACCAGAAAGAAGGCGGCACCGAGGACCCCCGGCCGCCCACCCCUCUUCUCCCACACCCUGCCCCCGGCCGGCCCAGCGCGGCCCCUCUUCAAACCGCCCGCCGCGGCCCCGACCACCAACAUCAACAACAACAUAAAUAUCAACAUUGGCCGCGACGGGGCGGCUGGCGUGGGUGGGGGCGGGCAGAGGCAGUGCUGCCUGCACUGCGGGCGCCACUUCCGCUCCCUCGCCCGCCACCUGGAGAAGCACCACGCCCAGCAGCCGGAGAUCAGGGCGGCCAUGGAGUGCGCCCAGACCAACCCGCACGCCGGCCCACCCCAGCCACGCCCCCCUGCUCACCCGCACUCCGCCCUGCCCCUCCCCUCCUCCUCCUCAGCCCCUCCCACACUCUCCUUCUCCAGAGAAAGGGAGGCCCAGGCUCACGGCGGGAAUAACGCCGUCUCCCUCUCUCUGUCCCUCUCUCCCGCCUCCCUCAGCCACGCCUCCCCCAGAAAGAGCCCCGCCCUCUCCACACCACCCAGGAAGAGCCCGGCUCCGCCCCUUUCUACACCGCCCAGGAGGAGCCCGGCCCCACCUCUUUCUACACUGCCCAGGAAGAGCCCGGCCCCGCCCCUUUCUUCUUUGACCAGGAAGGGCGUGUCCACAAUAACCAUGCCCAGGAAAGGUGGCCGCAGACUGAAGAAGGAGAAAGAGGAGGAGCAGCCAGAGGAGAGGCAGACGACAAAAGAAGAGGAGGCCUCUCCUCCUGUCUUUCAAGAAGUUGUAAAGGAGGGAGUGCAGGAGGAGAACCGAGUGAGGGAAGAUGAGAGUGGAGGAGAGGACAAGAAAGUAAUGAAUACCCACAGGCCUCACAUGAUGCCCCUGCUGUCGUCUCUGUCGUCCCUGGUGAUGUACCUGCGGCGGCUGCAGCACUCUGCCUUCCUGUCCCUGUCCCGCUCGCCGCAGUCGGCCGAGGCCUGGCGUCUGCUGUGCCACGCCAGCCUGGCCCUGCUCAUCCUGUACAACCGCCGGCGCGAGUGCGAGGCCUCCAAGCUCACCAUCCAGGACUACAGGAGCCGCGUCACCCCCCAGUGCCCCAUCCCGGUGCCCCCCGGCGCCCCGCCCGCCCUCACCCCCCUCGAGGCCUCGCUCUCGCCCUUCGAGCGCCAGGUCCUGCCCCACCUGCCCAGGGUGGGCGUGCAGGGCAAGCGGGGGCGCGUGCAGCCCCUCAUUCUGCCCCCGCACAGCGAGCCCUGUCUGGAGCUCCUGCUGCAGACGCGGCCCGGGGUGGGCGUGGACCCUCAGAACCCCUACGUCUUCGCGCGGCCCUACCACUCCCCCGCCACGCCGCUGCGGGGGACGGACCUGCUGCGCAGCCUGGCCCGCUCCAGCGGCACCCGAAACCCGCGCGCCCUGACCCAGGCCCGCCUGCGCCGCCAGGUGGCCGUCCUCACCCAGCUGCUGCUGCUGGGGGAGGGGGAGGGGCAGGGCGGCGGCCCCAGCGCCCCGCAGCGCCUGGAGAACUUCCUGCAGAGGGAGUACCACGUGACGCAGAGCUGCGCCGGGAUUGGCCAGGACCCGGGGCUGAUGGGCCGCGUGGGCAGGGUGGUGCUGUGCGGGGAGAGGGACGGGGUUCUGUUUCGGGGGAUGAGUCUGCACCACAUCUGCCUGGAGCUGGACGUGAUGUCGGGGAACUCUGCAGACUCUUUCUCUGAUGACUCAGACGGGGAGCAGAGCAAAGAGAAGGCGGGGGGGUCGUCUUCAUUGGUAAAGAGGGGCGUGGCUAAUGGCAAGUCCCCCCGACAGAGGAAAGGAAAUGCUGCUCUUCCCAACUCGGCCUCCCCUUUCUCCUCCCCUACUGGUCGCAGGAGGGGAACAGGCCAGCCAAAGCCAGGGAAGCGGGGGGUACUGAAGCGGCCCUGGUCUGAGGCAGAGCGCACGGCUGUGGAGUCCCACCUUACACGCAACAUCAUGGAGCUGCGUGUGCCCGCCAAGGCUGACUGCGAGCGCUGCCUGCAGCUCUGCCCCCUGCUGGUCACCAACCGCCGCGACUGGAGGGCUAUCAAGUUCUACUGCCACAACCGCAUCCAGCUGCUCAAGAAGAGGGAGAGGAGGGAGAGCCUUAGCACCAUGCAGGCUCCGCCCAUCUGCUGAGGGAGUCCCACCCCAACAAACAUACAGCCCCCCCCUACCCGGACCUCAACCACCCUCACACCAACCCUAAGAACUGGCCAGUCCCAUCUGAACCACAGGCCGUUUGAGAAAUCAACUUCAUCUGUUUCAGGGUCAUCUCAGGGCUCUACAGUGCACCCAAUUUAGGAACAUUUGUUCCUCAUAAUUGAUGUGCGCUAACUGUAAAAAUGAUUUGGAAGCACAUCUACUAAUUCGAAUGCAUUUGUGUGCUCCUAAGCGUUUCAACUUAGAAGCUUGUGUGCUCCUUGGAGAAAAAUGUAAACAUAGAGCCCUGUGUUGAGUUUGGUGUAGUCAGUUCACAGGGCAUAGCUAUGCUCUGACGUUGCUCAAGCUUGUGGCUCUUGUUCCCAGGAGGAUUUCAAGGGGUGGGAGGGGCUUUUGUGAGAGCAGUGGCAUUUUCCCUCCUUUCCUUUUUUAAACUUAAAAUGGAAGUUGCGCAGCCUCUGUAAUCAGUUUGCUGAUAGGCUUUAUCAUAGGAUACUGCUAACAGAUAUAAGGGGCACAGAGAUAUUUCUCCUAACCUUCAUGGAAAAUUCCCUUUGACAUUUAUUCUUUUUGUGGGGGAUGGAGGAUUAGGUUGGGGGGGGGGGGGUGAUGGAUAAUGGACUGUCCUGCUUACAAGUUUGCAACCACGUGAGCCACAGCACCAUCAUUCCAUGCUGUCAGUGUUGACAGUUAAGCUACUCACCCCCCUCUAUCCCAUCCCCAUAAGUGAGUGGUGCAUUUUCUCACUGGUUUUCUUCUUCUUAUUUUGUGACCAGUCUACCUACAGCCUCUUUAGAGUUUGCCUACUGCACUGUAGAUGACAGAGCUGUACUUCAGAAUGUGGUCUACAGUACACUAUACCUGUAUCUAUGUAGAAACUACCUGCUGCCUGUGCUGAAUCAGUACAGAUGUGCACACAUCAACAGAGACUUGAACCUCUUUAACAUGUCAGCAUUAUUCUGGUAAUUGGUACACUCAGCCAGUAUUCAUUUAUUGCUUGUCCUGUAUAUAGAGAACGUAUCAUUGAAAUUCGAUAUUGUCUUGGUUAUUAAUAUAAUUCCUUCUUUAAACUAUUCUGUACAUAUUGUUGUAAAGUAUCACAGAGACAAAAAAGAAAAAAAUAAGUAUCACAAAAGAACAGUGGAAAAGUAUUAUUUUGUUUUUGUGCUACAUUGUUUGUUUGCUUUUUUACAGUAUGUACUUAAAAAUGUAAUUACAUUUA